Molecule: messenger RNA, 2268 nt
Organism: Dendrobium catenatum
Lineage: Eukaryota; Viridiplantae; Streptophyta; Magnoliopsida; Asparagales; Orchidaceae
Product: dihydrolipoyllysine-residue acetyltransferase component 1 of pyruvate dehydrogenase complex, mitochondrial
Biological process (GO): pyruvate decarboxylation to acetyl-CoA
Cellular component (GO): mitochondrion; pyruvate dehydrogenase complex
Molecular function (GO): acyltransferase activity
Source: RefSeq, a predicted model, not a curated record
GGUUUAAUAUAGCCAGACCAGACGGAGUAUGGCAGGAGCUCCGACGUGCGUAACCCUUAUACCGUUAUACGGCGGGCUACAUUGACCUUUGGAUUCCAGCAGCCGCCGUCUCUCAGUCGGAUGAUCAGUCACGUAUUCGAAGCAUAAUCUGCCCACAUGACACAUUCAGCUCCCACGCUUCGAUUUUCUUUCGCUCACAAUUGAGAAAACUCAGAUCUCGCUAAUCAAGUAUCGCUUCGUCUCUGACGAUUUUAAUUUGAAGGUUAGAACCGGUGAUUCUUGUCUUCCCGUUCUUGCUCGUAGGAAUCGAAAAAAAAAAGGAAGAAAUCACGAUAUCUGGAAUUCCUGGCGCAUCGGAAAUCCUAUGGCCUUUCCUCCUUCUGAUUCAUCAGGGUGGAACUGAAUUCGGGUGAAGGCAUUGCACGAAUCAAUGGCCAACUUUCGAUUCCUUCUCCAGCGCUUGGUUCGUGCACAUAGUUCUUUCCAGCUGGGAUCUGGUUAUGCUACCAAUAUAAGGCCUUCAUCACUCUCAUCAAUGAAUGGGAUAUUUAGAGUUCCUUUAAUUUAUAAGUCAAUUCCUGGCGCACAGGCUAUUUCCUCGACAGUUACUUAGCAAAGAUAAUAACUCCGGAAGGCUCUAAGGAUGUUCGUGUUGGGCAACCCAUUGCAAUAACGGUUGAAGAUCUAGAUGAAAUUAAAGAUAUAUCUGCAGAAACACUGAAUGGUUUUAAGGUUAAAGAGGAAAAACCAGUUCAGGAUGUGGAACCCAAAGAACAGGAAGUUAACAGCCAUCAGACAAAUAUCAGUAGAUUCAGCCCAUCUGCAAAGCUGCUUAUUGCAGAGCAUGGAAUAGAUGUAUCUUCUUUAAAGGCAUCGGGUCCUCGCGGCACUCUAUUGAAAGGUGAUGUGUUGGCCUUAAUCAAGGUUAGAGGUGGAUCUCAACAAACAAGUCAAUCAUCUGACAAGAAAACUUCAACAUCAGUACAUGCUUUCAAGCAAACUGCAGCUUCAUCAUCUUCAUCUGAAACCCUUUCACGUAUCACAUUUGCUUAUGAAGACUUGCAAAAUAGCCAAAUACGGAAGGUGAUUGCAAAGCGGUUGCUGGAAUCAAAACAAAACACCCCUCAUUUUUAUUUAUCUUCAGACGUAAUACUGGACCCUUUACUUUCAUUUAGAACCGAACUUAGAGAACAACAUAAUGUGAAAGUUUCAGUUAAUGACAUUGUCAUAAAAGCUGUUGCACUCGCGUUGAGAAAUGUCCCUGAAGCAAAUGCUUAUUGGAGCGAUGAGAAAGGUGAGACCACCAUAUCGAGGUCAAUUGACAUAUCAAUCGCGGUGGCUACAGAGAAGGGCUUAAUGACGCCAAUUAUAAGGAAUGCAGAUGAGAAGACAUUGUCAACUAUAUCCUCAGAGGUUAAAGAAUUGGCUGAGAGGGCACGUAAUGGAAAGCUCAAACCUGAGCAGUUUCAGGGUGGGACUUUCAGUAUAUCAAAUCUUGGAAUGUUCCCUGUUGACCAUUUUUGCGCUAUCAUAAAUCCUCCGCAGGCAUGCAUUCUUGCUGUUGGUCGAGGUAAUAAGGUUGUCGAGCCUAUUAAAGACAUUGAUGGAAUUGAGAAGCCUGUAGUGGUGACUAAGAUGAGCUUGAAACUGUCAGCUGAUCAUCGUGUCAUUGACGCCGAAAUUGGAGGCAAGUUUCUUGGAGCUUUGUCAUCCAACUUCAGUGACUUGAGAAGGCUGUUAUUGUAAGGGAUCUUGGGUUCAGAUUAGACCACCUUGAGCCUAUAUUAAUUUCAAACCUUUUAAUAAUGUAACCUCGGAUGGCCCACCAUUUUUCUGCGGGGAUUUUGUAAGAUUGUAUGGGAUGAAACUUGUUUUUUUGUAUUUAUUCUCAAUUGAUUUAUUAUUAUUAUUAUUUUUUUCAUCAUUUGACUGAUGUAUCAUUUACAACGAGCUUCUGAAUUUCGUGUACUGCUAGCUGAAUGAUGGUUUCAUAACCAACAACAGAGCAGGCACCGUUCUUCCCUCGUCUAUCAGUUCAGGCGUUCUUGUUAAAGAUCAAGGGAAUCAGAAUUUUGAGGUAAUCCUUGAAAUAGUUAAUGCAGCUGAUCUGCCCAACUUAGUUUUUUAUAUAUGUGCGUGUUUUUCCAAUCAUUGUAGAAGAGUACUUUUUUUCACAAUAAUAAACAUUGUACUAGUUCUUACUUGGGAAACAACUGCUGCUUGAAUGUUCACAUGAUUUAUAUGCAUAAUGCUAUGAAAUUUACAUAA